AUGCCGUGAGCCCCGCCGCCAUGGCGGAGGAGAAGCCGCCGCAGCUCGUCGACUAUUUCGUGGUGGCCGGCUUGACCGACUCCUCCAAGGCCUUGGAAGAGGAGAGCCAGCAGCCCCGGCCGGCCCGGCCCAGCGAGCCCAUCACCGACGUGGCCGUGGUCAUCCGCUCGCAGGGCGAGGAGGUGCCCCAGGGCUUCACCUGCAUCGAGAGCAGCACGUCCGGCCACCCCGUGGACCUGAAUGCCAGCCUUCUCAACAGCCCCCAGAUGUACCUCUGCUACAAGCGGGGCCGCGGCAAGCCGCCCCUCAUCGAGCUGGGGGUGCACUGUGAGGGGAAGGACCGCCUGAAGCCGGGCUACGAGAUCAUCCGCACGACGCCCUACAGCCGCUCUGCCAACCUCAGCUCGGGCGCCGCCGGCCACCAGCGCACCUUCCUCACCUACCGCCGGGCCGCCGAGUCCCAGGGCCACAACACGCUGGGCAUCACCGACAUCUGCCUGGUCGUGCCCAGCAAGGGGGAGAACACGCCGCACACCUUCUGCCGGGUGGACAGGAACCUCAACGCUGGCAUGUGGGGCCCGGCCGUGUUCCUGUGCUACAAGAUGGCGAUGUCCAAAGCCAACACCCUGGUCUACGAAGCAGGUCUCCUGAGCCGCUACCCUGAGCAGGACAGUGAGUCGUUCCCACUGCCCGACUCGGUGCCCGUCUUCUGCCUGCCCAUGGGGGCCACCAUUGAGAGCUGGCCCAUCAACACCAAGUACCAGCUGCCCAUCUUCUCCACCUUCGUGCUGACGGGGGCUUCAGGGGACAAGGUGUACGGCGCUGCCAUCCAGUUCCACGAGGCCUACCCGCGGGAGCAGCUGUCGGAGAAGCAGAGCUUGCGUCUGGGCCUGCUCAGUGUGGUCGACCGGCGCCCCAUCGCCAGCAAGUCGGUGCAGACUCGCCGCAGCAUCUGCGUCCUGUCGCACUGGCCCCUCUUCGACGUCUUCCGCAAGUUCCUCAUGUUCAUCUAUCGCUACUCCAUCUCGGGGCCCCACGUGCUGCCCCUGGAGACGCACAUCUCCCACUUCAUGCACAACGUCCCCUUCCCGUCUCCGCAGCGACCGCGCAUCCUGGUGCAGAUGUCUCCCUACGAUAACCUGCUGCUGUGCCAGCCCGUGUCCUCCCCGCUGCCACUCAGCGGAGCCAGCUUCCUGACCCUGCUGCAGAACCUGGGCCCCGAGAACGCCGUGACGCUGCUGCUGGCUGUGCUGACCGAGCAGAAGUUGCUGAUCCACUCGCUGCGCCCCGAUGUGCUGACCAGCGUGAGCGAGGCGCUCGUCUCCAUGAUCUUCCCGCUGCGCUGGCAGUGCCCCUACAUCCCGCUGUGCCCGCUGACACUGGCGGACGUGCUGUGCGCCCCGGUGCCCUUCAUCGUCGGCAUCCACUCCAGCUACUUCGACCUGCACGACCCGCCCCGCGACGUCAUUUGUGUCGACCUUGACACCAACACCAUCUUCCUGAGCGAGGAGAGGAAGCUGCUGUCGCCCCGCGCGCUGCCUCGCCGGCCCUGCAAGGUGCUGCAGGCUGCGCUACUCGCCCACUUCCAGCAGCUGGAUGAGAUGUACAACAAGCCGGUGGAGGAGGCGUCGCUGGAGUUCCUGCUCACCGACUACGACCUGGUGUACGGGCGGCGCAAGCAGCUGGAGCUGGAGAUCCAGGCCUCCUUCCUGCGGUUCAUGGCCUGCGUGCUGAAGGGUUACCGUUCCUUCCUGCUGCCCAUCACCCGGGCGCCCUGCGACACCACCCACGACUCCAGCAGCCUUUUCUCCCUGCAGGGUUUCCUCAAGUCCCGGGACCGCGCCUACCACAAGUUCUACGGGCAGCUGCUGCGCACGCAGCUCUUCACACAGUUCAUCCACGAGUGCUCCUUCGUCAGCGACCGGCACGCCUGCCUGGAGUUCUUCGACACCUGUGUGGACAAGGUGCAGGUGGAUCUGGAGAAGGCUGAGGACGCGCCCCUGAUGGAGCUGGACGACUCGCACGGCAGCGAGCACACGGUCUUCAUCAUGCCCCCCGAGGAGCCCCUGGGCCCCGAUGGCACCGAGCUGCCUGCACUCUACUGCUACGACAGCUUCCCCGUGCUGCGGGCCGAGUUCUUUGAGCGCCCCCAGGACCAGCUGGCGGCUCCACUGGGCCAGCCCAAGAGCAGCGCCCCCAGCAGCCCUGCGCCGCGCAGGACCAAGCAGGAGAUGAAGGUGGCGCAGCGGGUGGCACAGAAGUACUCGUCCGUGCCCGACAUGUGGGCGCGGUGCCUGCUCGGACACUGCUACGGGCUGUGGUUCAUCUACCUGCCCACCUACGUGCGGGCCGCCCCCUCCAAGGUGCGGGCGCUGCAGACGGCCUACGAGGUGCUGAAGCAGAUGGAGAGCAGGAAGGUGGUGCUGCCGGACGAGGUCUGCUACCGCAGCCUCAUGCAGCUGUGCGGGCAGUAUGGCGAGCCGGUGCUCUCCGUCCGCGUCCUGCUGGAGAUGAAACGGGCCGGCAUCGUGCCCAACACCGUCACCUACGGCUACUACAACAAGGCUGUGCUGGAGAGCAAGUGGCCCUCGGGCACCCAGGGCGGGCGGCUGCGCUGGGCCAAGCUGCGCAACGUGGUUCUGGGCACUGCCCAGUUCCGGCAGCCCCUGCGGCAGCGGCAGCUGGAGAGCGAGGCCCGUGGCGGCGCCUUGCCAGGCUGUGCAGAGACCCAGGACACCCGUCCCCGUCCCAGCCUCCAGCGCCAGACCACGUGGGCCGGGCACAGCUUGCGCGAGCCCUCGCCCGGCCGCCAGCUGGUGAAGAGCAGCAGCGGCACCUUCCCCCGCAGCGAAACCUCCGCGGUGGAGGCUGGCGUGGCCCAGAUGAUCAAGGCCCUGGGGGUGCUGGAGCCUGGCAGGGACUCGUUAGUCGCCUUCCCUCCAGGCCUGCGCCAGCUCCUGGACGGGCCCGGCACCUCGGAGGACGGGAGCCUGUCGGAUGUCAGCUUCCAGACGGACGAGAGCGACCGGCCGGCCCUGGACAGCGCCGAGGUGCAGCUGAGCCUGGGGCCGGGCGCCCGGGGCACCAAGCCGAGCCGGCGCGACGAGAACCACAACAGCCUGGGGGGGACGCCGCGCCGGGGGCUGGCCGCCAAGCUGCAGCAGCUGCUGUCCCCAGCCAAGCGCCCCUCCCUGCGCCACACUGCCAGCGUGGAGCAAUCCAGCGCCCGGCAGGACGCCGGCUCCCUGCGCCGGGCCUCGGUGCAGACAGAGUCCCUGCGGCGCAAGAGCCCUGUGGAGAGCCUGCUGCACCCCCAGGAGCGCCCCGACUCCACUGCCUCGGAGAGCUCCGUCUCCCUGGGCAGCGAGUUUGACCUGUCAGACACGUCACUCGGCAGCUUUAGCCUGCGCAAGUCGUCGGACCCGCUGCCUGAGGCCUUGGCCGGGCCGGAGCUGCCCCCCGUGGAGAUCCGGCUCUCCAGCUGCUCGCGGUGCCACACAUGCGGCUCCCUGGUGCACGACGAGGAGGUGAUGGCCGGCUGGACGCCCGACGACUCCAACCUCAACACCACCUGCCCCUUCUGCACCCGCCCCUUCGUGCCCUUGCUCAGCAUCGAGAUCCAGGACUUCCAGCAGCCCCCCAGCUCCUCGGAGUCUCCCCAGAGCCGCGGGGAGCAGCCGCCUGCCGGGCGGGGCCCGGUGCUCAGCGACCGCUCCCAGUGCCUGGCUCUGGAUGAGGCCGAGCCGGAGCCGGGGAUCCCCCCGUCGCUCUGCAACGGCUGCAUGGACUCCUCGGCGCCCAGGGGCCCUGCCUCGCGCUCGGAGCUGGUCACCUUUGCCUACCUGAGCCCCCUGGUGCUGCGCAAGGAGUUGGAGAGCCUGCUGGAGAAUGAGGGCAGCGACUUCCUGGCCCAGCCGGAGCUGGUGGACAGCCAUCCCAUAAUAUACUGGAACCUGGUCUGGUAUUUCCGGCGCCUCGGCCUGCCCAGCAACCUGCUGCAGCUGGUGCCGGCCUCCCAGCACCUCCAACCCGCGCCCCAGGCCCAGGCCCCCGAGGGCCCCCCGGUGUGCGUGCGCCUGCUCUGGGAUGUCCUGACCCCAGACCCCGACAGCUGCCCCCCCCUCUAUGUGCUCUGGAGGGUCCACAGGAACAGCGCUGCCCGGCCUCAGUCCUGGCGGUGCCCCAGCAGCCCCUUCUCGCUGGCGUUCCUGGAGGCCGUGCUGAGCCACGUGGGGCUGGGUGAGAUGCAUAAGGCCAUCGCCCUCUUCCUGCAGACCCUGGCUGCGGAGCCCAGCCCCCUGCCCCUGCAGAGGAGCGUUUACCGGGAGAUCCUCUUCCUCAUGCUGGCCGCGCUGGGCAGGGACCACGUCGACAUUGCCGCCUUCGAUAAGAAGUACAAAGCCGCCUACGCCAAGGUGGCCGGCAGCCUGGGCAAGGAGGAGCUGAGCAGGCGGCGGGCACAGCCACCCAGCUCCAAGGCCAUCGACUGCCGCCGGAGCUUCGGUGCCACGCUGGAGUGCUAG
This is a messenger RNA of Emys orbicularis (European pond turtle), 4523 nucleotides long. It is a transcript of the gene DENND4B, whose product is annotated as DENN domain containing 4B. The transcript is spliced from 27 exons. Gene Ontology annotation, cellular component: cytoplasmic vesicle. NCBI's taxonomy places the organism in Eukaryota, Metazoa, Chordata, Testudines, Emydidae. The record is from RefSeq and is a predicted model, not a curated record. Gene Ontology annotation, biological process: regulation of Rab protein signal transduction. Gene Ontology annotation, molecular function: protein binding. The coding region runs from base 21 to 4523 and encodes 1500 amino acids.